AUGGCGAGCCGGGGCUCGGGCUCCUCGGAGCACCUGGAGCGGCUGCACGAGAUCUUCCGCGGGCUGCACGGAGACCUGCGGGCCGUGCCCGAGCGGCUGCGGGGCAGCGCGGCCGAGGAGAGAAAAAAACUAGUUCGAGAAUUUGAUGAGAAGCAGCGUGAAGCAAGUGAAACACUGCGGGAGAUGGAGGAGGAACUGAAAUACGCUCCUCUGCCUUUCCGCAACCAAAUGAUGAGCAAAAUCCGGGCUUACAGAAGAGACCUCUCCAUGUUCCAGAGAGAGAUGAGAAGUACGGAUUUGGGAUUGGGCCCUGGAGGUCAAGGAGAUACAAAAUAUGGAAUCUUCUCCACAGAAAAUGAGCAUAGUACUCAUGUGCAGGCGCAGAGGGUGCUGCUUCUGCAGGGCACAGACAGCCUGAACCGGGCGACGCAGAGCAUUGAGCGUUCCCACCGCAUCGCUGCCGAGACCGACCAGAUCGGCACGGACAUCAUCGAAGAGCUUGGGGAGCAGCGGGAGCAGCUGGAGCGCACCAAGAGCAGGUUGGUGAAUACAAGUGAGAACCUAAGCAAGAGUCGCAAGAUUCUCCGUGCCAUGUCCAGAAGAGUAAUCACAAAUAAGUUGUUGCUGUCGAUUAUCAUCGUCCUGGAACUAGCCAUCCUGGGAGGUGUGGUCUACUACAAAUUCUUUCGCAGCAGAUGAAUUUUUGUGGCUGAAACAAAUGAAGGGCUUUCUGUACCGCUGAGGAGCGGAACGGGGCAUCCGUUCCCUGGGGCUGGCCAAGGUGGAACCGUCCCAUGCGACAGCAUGUUCCAAUGAAACUGUACUAACUCUAGAGACACUGAGUGGGAGCAAAAGGAAACUGCACA
Nothoprocta perdicaria is the source of this 866-nucleotide messenger RNA. RefSeq names its product vesicle transport through interaction with t-SNAREs 1B (gene VTI1B). The transcript has 6 exons. Gene Ontology annotation, molecular function: SNARE binding; SNAP receptor activity. The record is from RefSeq and is a predicted model, not a curated record. Gene Ontology annotation, biological process: intracellular protein transport; retrograde transport, endosome to Golgi; regulation of protein localization to plasma membrane. Gene Ontology annotation, cellular component: late endosome membrane; endoplasmic reticulum membrane; SNARE complex. Bases 1 to 699 code for a protein of 232 amino acids. NCBI's taxonomy places the organism in Eukaryota, Metazoa, Chordata, Aves, Tinamiformes, Tinamidae.